This is a messenger RNA of Prunus armeniaca (apricot), 618 nucleotides long. The record is from the annotation of a GenBank genome assembly. Lineage: Eukaryota; Viridiplantae; Streptophyta; Magnoliopsida; Rosales; Rosaceae.
AUGGAAGGAGAUCAUCAUGAUCAGGACACAAAUGAAGUAUACAGAGAGUGCUUGAGGAACCAUGCAGCGAGCCUUGGCAGCUACGCCACAGACGGCUGCGGAGAGUUCACACUCGACGACGCAUCCCCAGGCGGCCUACAAUGCGCCGCCUGCGGAUGCCACCGCAACUUCCACCGCAGAGUCACCUAUGCAGCCACGUCAUCACAAGCUGCAGGAGGCAGCGGCAGAUCAUCAGGUCAUCAUCAUCAUAAUCGUGUGAUCAUGAGCAGCAGCAGCCGAGGCCGAGAUCCGGGCGACAACAAUAUAGCAACACAAGAUCAACUCAUGGAUUACAAUGCUGGCGGUGGUGGGUCCCCGGACAGUGGAGACAGGAUGAGCGGGAAGAAGCGGUUCAGGACAAAGUUCACGGCGGAGCAGAAGGAGAAGAUGCUGGCGUUUGCAGAGAAGCUGGGGUGGAAGCUGCAGAGGAAGGAUCUAGAAGAUGAGAUUGAGAGGUUCUGCAGGAGUAUAGGGGUAAGCAGACAGGUAUUCAAAGUGUGGAUGCAUAACCACAAGAACCUUUCCUCAUCUUCUACUUCUGCAUCUACUGGCAAUGCCUCUUCUCUCACUACUCAGUAG